This is a messenger RNA of Ostertagia ostertagi, 576 nucleotides long. The record is from the annotation of a GenBank genome assembly. NCBI's taxonomy places the organism in Eukaryota, Metazoa, Nematoda, Chromadorea, Rhabditida, Trichostrongylidae.
CUUACAUUUUCAGUACCCGGAGAACCUGGGGUAGACGGACGAAAUGGCGAAAAUGACAGCACACUGACGCGACACUAUUCGGACGCGUGCGCUGUCUGCCCAGCUGGACCACCUGGAAUUCGAGGACCACAAGGAGCCGACGGUGAACCUGGCGCUCGAGGUCUUCCUGGCCGACCAGGAAUGAGUGGCCGUCCUGGUGUUCCCGGACCCAAAGGUCCUACCGGAGAUCCUGGACAACAAGGACCAGCUGGACCACCUGGACCACCAGGAAUCCCUGGAGGAUCAGGGGUAUCUUAUUCACGGGUUCCUGGUCCACCUGGUGCACCAGGAAUGGAAGGACCGAUGGGACCUAUUGGACCACCUGGAUAUCCUGGAGAACCUGGUGAACCCGGUGAUCCGGGACCAAUGGGGCUUCCAGGAUUAGAUGGUGUUCCGGGAGCCCAUGGCAUAUCAGGACUAACUGGGCCACGAGGUCCGCGUGGAGAUGAUGGAGAGUACUGUCCGUGUGUGUCAAAGGAUAAACGAAGUAAUGCUAACCUGAAACUAAUAGCGCACUAUGAAAAACUGAAUAAAUAA